AUGUUGAACUCAAACAAUAGAUCCUUUAUAGGUGCCUUAUCAGAUAGACAUUCAGCUGAUUUUGUUGCCCGUGGUUGCGGAGUUUCACUGCUGACGACGGCAGCCGGCCUUCCCAAUGAAAGCUGUCACCAAGCCAUCGGCGUUUGUGAGCAAGUCGGCGGAAGAGGCUCCUGCUACACAUGUAAGGAUGAACAUAUGUGUAACCUCGCAUUAUCGCUUCCCUUAUUAGUAACGGUUCUAAUCAAAGCCACAAAAACAUCAUCGCACCACUCAGUCUUCCGUCUAAAACUCGCACUAUUUGUACAUGGGAUCGCGCGUCUUCCGCUCACGACAAACUCAGAAACAACAAUGAUGACAUCACGGCAAGCAAACUUUGAAUACUUCCUGGACUUUCAAAGUUUGUCCAAUGUAAGAUGGUGUGAUGAAAAAAGUUCUCCUGCACAGACAGCUACUAACGGGCACAAGUAUUCGAAAAUUACAUAA
Cylicostephanus goldi is the source of this 483-nucleotide messenger RNA. The record is from the annotation of a GenBank genome assembly. Lineage: Eukaryota; Metazoa; Nematoda; Chromadorea; Rhabditida; Strongylidae.